GGCUUCCCCCGUCCCCGGGGCGCGAGCGGGGCAGCGCGGCGGGGCGCCUAGAGGCCGCUGCCGGGCACUGCCGGGGCGGAGCCGCCCGCAUCGCGGCCGCGGCUGGACGGACGGACGGACGGGCGGGCGGAGCGCGGCGGCGGGCGAGGAGGCUGCUCUCGGCGGGGAAAAGUUUGGCAGCGCCCGUCCCGGCCGCGGGCUCUUGCCAUGGCGCGCGCCGCGCCGCGCCUGCCCUGACCCGGCGGCGGCGGCAUGGGGGACACGGCGGCGCCCCCCCCGGCCCCGGCCCCGGCUCCGGCCCCAGCCCCGGGCGCGGGGCUCGGCGCGGGCCUGCUGGGGGGCGGCUCGGGGCCCCCCCCGCGGGUGCACAGCGCCAUCGUGGAGCGGCUGCGGGCGCGCAUCGCCGUGUGCCGCCAGCACCACCGCAGCUGCGAGGGCCGCUACGAGCGCGGGCGCGCCGAGAGCUCGGACCGCGAGCGGGAGAGCACUCUGCAGCUGCUCGGCCUCGUGCAGCACGGCCCCGGCGCCCGCAAGCCCGGCAAGCACGGCAAGGCGGCGGCGGCCGGACCCGGACCCGGACCCGCGCCCCCCGACUACCGACAGCACCACCAGCAGCAGCUACUCAGCAACGGCGGCAUCGACGGGGACACCCCGCCACCGCCACCGCCCGCCGCCGACCCGCGAGCCUCGGCGCUCAGCGCGCUCCAGGGCUCCUUGAAAAGAAAGCUGGUGGUAAAUCUGUCACCUGUCAACAACAAGAGACAGAAUGGUAUUUCAGAUAGCUCUUUCCUUGACAUCAAGAGGAUACGAGUGGGUGAUAAUCUUUCUUUGGGACAAAGCGGACAUCAUGUUAACAAUUGCCAAAGCCAGUCGAUGUCAGGAACCUUGCCUGUGGGGCAAGGAUCACAAAGAAAGAGCAGCAGCCUAACAAAUAAUACUCAGGCUGGUGGAAAUGGCAUGUUUAAUAUGGCUUUAAAAGAGGUCAAGAAAGAACCAGGAGAAACCAUGUCUUGCAGCAAACACUUGGAUGGUCAGAUCCCCCAUGAGAACAUCUUUCCUAACAGAUAUGGGGAGGAAACAGGGGAACAGAUGAUGGAUCCUGAGCUUCAGGAACUUUUUAAUGAACUGACUAAUAUCUCAGUGCCACCCAUGAGUGACCUUGAGCUAGAAAAUAUGAUCAAUGCUACCAUAAAACAAGAUGAGCCUUUUAACAUUGACCUUGGGCAGCAAAACCAGAGAGGCUCUGGUAGAACCUCUCUGCAGAUGGAGAAAAUGGUGAUCAAGAGUGAAUAUUCACCAGGUUUGAAUCAGCCACCUGUAGGCUCCCCACAAAUAAGGCCUUCAUCUGCAGGCCCAUCCUUCACAAUGGCCAGCACUGCCAUGUCCACCUCAUCACCCAUUCCUUCAGUGCCUCAGAAUCAGAUGCAGCCGUCGCAGGUUUCUUCUGUCUCAACUCGACCAUUGACUAACUGGCAAGAAGUGUCUCAUGCACAGCAGCUCAAACAAAUAGCAGCCAACCGACAGCAGCAUGCUUUAAUGCAGCAGCAGCAGCAGCAAAACCAGUCAGCCAGCUGGUCUACCAUGUCUCCAUCAGGACCAUCCCCAGGGCCAUUUGUACAGGAGAAAAUUCCCAGCCCUUCCUUUCAUCAGCAGCAGUUCAGCCCACAAAAUUCAGCGAUGCUCGGGGUACCUGUAAAUGGAAAUCAGUCCAAAGGGAUGAAUAACUAUGUUUAUAAACCAAACUCCACACCUCAGAGCAACCCCAUUGACAUCAUAAUGCAACAGAAGCCUCAGGACCUCAACAGAAACUUUAUAAGCAACAGUCAGCCACCACUAGAGCAGCAUCCUGGCAACACAAAGCCUUUGUUUCACUUUAACUCAGAGCAAGCAAACCAGCAGAUGCCUUCAGUUUUGGGUUCCCAAAGCAAGACUUCUAUUCUUCACUAUACACAGCAACAGCAGCAGCAGCAACAGCAGCAGCAGCAACCUGCUCAGCCCCUUCCAAACCAGUCUCUUCAAAGGCCACCAAAUGUCCCCUUAGCAAUGCAGCAGAAGAUGAUGCUUCAGAAAAUGCAGCAGAGCCAGCAGAUCUCAGGACUGCAGUAUCCAGUCUCUCAACAGCACAGACAGGAUCAACACUCUGUGGUAGGCCAAGGUGCCGGCCCCAGUCCAAAUUCCAGUGCUUGUUCAAAUCCAAACACUGGAAGUGGUUACAUGAACUCAUCCCAGCAAUCAAUGUUGAAUCAGCAACUGAUGGAAAAGAAACAGGUUUUGCAGAGGCAGAUGAUGGAGCAAAAGCAGCUCCUCCUACAGCAACAGAUGUUGGCAGAACCGGAGAAAAUCAAUGCACAAGACCAAUUAAACAGACAUUUGACAAGGCCACCACCAGAUUAUAAAGACCAAAGAAGAAAUGUGGUCAACAUGCAACAGACCAACCAGUAUUCUGGUGGUUCACCAGCUGUAAGCAUGAACUCCAGUCUGUCUUUAUCAAACCCCAUUUCAACUCAUACCAUUUUGCCCCCAAAUUCUAGCCUUUUGUCAGCUCCACCUGGAACCAGGAUGCCUUCUAUUCCUGCAGCUCGGAGCAUGAGCUGUUAUGGAAACAUUCCUUGCAAUCAGCCCAGUGCGUACAGCAUAACUUCAGGAAUGAACCAAAUGCAACCACACAGAAACCAAAACCAAAUCAUAACAAGUCAAAACAACCCCAUGAUGUCUCGACCACAAACCCUGACACAAGGAAAUAAUGCAGCAGCUUUUGGGACUGGGUCAGUGGUCAGCUCUCAGCAGGUAAGACCAAGCUUAAGCCACGGAGCUACAAGUUUCCCAGCUCAAAGACCAUCAAGUGUUAUGAUCACUUCCAGCACUACAGCUCAAAACUGGGCCUCUCAAGAAGCCACAACAAAGCAGCAGGACACGCUGAAACCUGCAGGGGUUCGUUUCCCCACAAGCACACCAUAUCCUAACCAGGCUCUGCAACGCUCCAUAGGCAACCAGCAUUUCUCCCCACGUGCGAUGGUGCCUCCUAACCAGCUAACAGCAGCAGUGCAAAUGAGACCUCCUCUAAACCAAGCGCACCAAACAUUAAAUGGACAAACUGCUGGAUCACUAAGGGGUCUAAGCGUGAGACCUAACCAGCUAAGAGGACAGACUGUGCCUAAUUUGAAUCAGCCAGGAACAAGUAUGACCCCACCAUCAUCCCUGCCAUCCACCAGUUUUACAUCAACCAACCAAAACUCAAGGGCUUACCAAGGAAAUGAUCCUACUAGCGACUUAUCAUUUGACUUUCUUAACCAGCAAGGUGACAACAUAGGACCUGCACUCAAUAGUGAUUCAGACUUUAUAGAUUCUUUAUUGAAAACAGAGCCUGGCAAUGAUGACUGGAUGAAAGAUAUCAACCUUGAUGAAAUCUUGGGGAACCACUCAUAAGCAACAAUAUGAUGAUAAAACAUACAUGCUCAGAAGCAGCUGUUAACAAUAGUUUUCUUUUUAAAGGCCAACAAUCUGCCUAGCUUAUUUACACACUAGUAGUUGAGCUGUCUUUUAAAAUAAGGAAGCAAAUAGAGUGAUUGCUCUGUUUGAAGAGAUGGUCUGAGAACAAUAUCCAAUUCUAAAGCUUACCCCCGAGUAAAGUAUAAUGUAGGAUGAUAUUCAUACCUAACAACUCCUCCUGAGAGUACUCAAUCCCUGACAGAAUCAGGUCCUAUGUAAAUUUAACUGCUAAAAAAAUCUACCUAAUAGAAGCUUACUUCUUUCUUUUCAUUGUCUUUUAUUUGUAUACGCUCACAUACUACAUGUACCUUCUUCCACAAAAUCAGCCUUCCAAAAUUGGGGUCUUAAGAAGAGAAGCUGAUUUGUUUUCAAUGGAAUAGAAGCAAUGUAAGAGACACUCUGUUAAAUGGCUGCCAAAACGGCUGCCACUUCUCCAUGGGGCAGCAAGCAGUUUGCUAGGCCUCUGACUGCUGCUAGUGAGGCAAUAGCUUUUGGCUAAAAAGCCACUCAGCUGGCCAAGGGUGAGUGAGCUGCUAUAUGCAAUCUGUAAUAUCCUGAUGAGGUAUGGUGUGAAAACAGCACUUGAUUAUGUACAGGAACUUACAUAAGGAACUAUGUAUAGUAAUGAAGUAACAGUCUUGCCACUGCCCUUGCAAGGGUCUGGGCCAUAGCCUUGUUGCCAUCCUGCCAUGCCAGGAAGUUCCUGCUGCCUCACACAGGUUGUCUCCUGAGGUGCCACACUUCUGUGUUUCCAGGAGGACUUACCCCAUGUCACAGAGUUGGCCAUGACUUGGGGAAAAAAUCUUUUUUCUGCAUUCUGCUUUUCAAAAGCAAGGUGCAUAUUUUAUUUGGGGGGCAAGUGAUAUGUGAGGAAAUGCAGUAACUUGUGUAGAAAGUAGAAGGACAAAUGGUUCCUUUUAAGGGAGCUAGAAAGUGUCUUGUGUGAGAGAGAUCCCAGAAUAUUCUAGCUUUUACUGUUACUCCUGGCCUAGUGUUUGUAACUGCCUGAGAAAUGUAAUAAGAGAGGCCAUUCUAAAAAUGAGUAAUAGCAUGUGUCUAGUUUCUGGCAUAAAUAUGUGAUGAGCCAUUACAAAAUCUAAGAGCCAGAACCUACUGCUUUGAUCCCUCGAGUAGAUCGGUGACUACAGUGGACAGCUUGAGUGAAAAAGGUACACAGGAUUUGGCUCUAAAGAGCACUUUCCAAUCUAAACCCAAGUUUUCUACAUGGCCAAGUAUUUGCUUAUCCCGUAAUGAAAGGUUGAUGCAUAUUUCUGUAUAUAGAAAGACUUCUAUUUUGAUUUUGAUUCAAGAACAUGCCAUUCAGUGAGGCGCUGGAGAAGAAUAUCGAUAUCUCCCUCAUUCUUCAGGUCAAGGGAGUCCAAAAAGUGAUAUAUAUGAGUGCCAAGAGCACUGACUGGCCAUAUUCCAAUACCCUUCACAGGGUGAGUAGUACCUCAUUCUGUGAGUAGUCCCAUUGAAGGUAAUGUAUGUAAUAUAAAUUGAAAACAAAUCCGUUCAUAGUAUGAGGCACCUCUCAGCCACAAUCCAUAAAUCAGAAGCUGGCUCUGUGUGAACACUUCAUAGCACUCAAUUCAAAAAGCAGUUCUGUGGUUGGCUUGGUUGUUCUCCCUGUCAUUGUCCUAGCAGAAAAAGUUUCUGUGAUCAAGGUAAGUAAGAUGUCCCUUGAGCUGAAGAAUUCUUCACAGCCUUUUCUGAAUCAGCCAAAGCUGAUUGUAGAGCUCACUUUUAGAUGCUUCAAGGCCAGGAGUUGACCAGGAGCUUAUCACCGCAAAAGAUAUCAUUAUACCUUUAUUAUGUGUUUUGAUUAAUAAAUAUGUAUAUGUAACAGUGACAGGUGUUGGCCACUUUGCAGUAUUUAUUGUACUUAUUUGAUCAAUUUCUGAAUGGUAACAGGAAAUGUAGCAAGGCCUCUCUCCAUUGAUUAUUUCCAUAUAUAUUAUGGAGAAAUUCCUUCUAGGGGGCUCUUGGAAUACACAACACACACACACUUCCAUGAACAGCAGCUCCAUACACUGUAGGAAGAGCAUGCUCUCACUGCCCGUUUACCCAGCUCUGCUUAUCAGUGCUGGUGGGCUGGGACCUAAAUUCUGUCUAUUCCCCAAUCUUCUUGUGGAUCUGGAAGCAAUAUGUACUUAUACACCCCCCCCCCCCCCCCCCCCCGGCUUUGUGUAUCUGUGCAGAACCUAGACGGUCUUAUCCCAAGGAAACAAUUAAGGUGCCUGGAUGUAUAGCUGCAUUGGAAUAGUAGUGUGAGAAUGAUGUGCACAAAAGGUUGUGGCUGGAGAGUUGCCUUCAGGGACAGAAAAGGUGCAUCAUGUCAUACUACUUCCCAGCUCUAUCAGCAGUUGAGGGGGCAGGGCAGGUCUCUGAUCAAAUCUCUGGCACUCCUUGAUUGCAUCUAUAUGAGAUGCUUUACUGUGCAUUAGACUAAUCUAAUAAGACAUGAGCAGCAUUUACUGUAUAGUACAAGGAUGGGGAACGUUCAGCCCGCGGGUCGGAUGCGGUCGGGCGGGGACUCCAUUUCCCAGGUGCCCCUGCCCACAUGGCUUAUACCAAUCUCGUAGGAGACCCCAGCCUCAGCCAUACCAGUAGUGUGCAUGGCAACGCAGUGCAGGGGGCUGUUCCGGAGCUGCUGGGAUCUUGUGGCAGGGGCAGCUUGCCUCAGAGCCAGGGCAGAGCCAUGAUCUGUAGCCUGCAUGCUCCAGGCCGGGGCACACAUGCAGGGAAUCAUGGGUCUGCCCCAGCUCCUUGCAGAAGUGACAGCCUGUCUGGAGCUGGGGCAGAACCAUGAUCCCCUGCAUACAUGCCCCUGCCCAGAGCGUGCAGGCUACAGAUCAUGGCUCUGCCCUGGCUCCAGAGCAAGCUGCCACUGCUGCAAAAUCCCAGCAGCUCCAGAGCAUCCCCCUGUGCUGCUCUGCAGCAUGCACUGCCGCGUGGCUGGGGCUCAGGUCUCCAUGGAGACUGGUACAAGCCAUGGGGGCAGAGGGGCCUGGGAAAUGGAAUCCCCAGCCAACUGCAUCCGGUCAGCGGCCCAGAGGUUCCCCAUCUCUGGUAUAGUGUAUUAGUCUAAUGUGCUGUUUUCUAGUACCUGUAGAUACAGGUACUGGGAAAAUGGCACAUUAACUAAAGCACAGUACUGCACAUGUAGACACUAACUGGAAGCAAAUUGCUCCCUGUCAGCCUAGACAGCAGAGGGCUGCAGGGGGCAGGGAAAGCUGUCCUGGCUCAGCAAGGCGUGCCUCCGAGCCACAUGGAGAUUGAACCCAUCCUUAUCUCCACGUGGCUGGGAGAGCUGUCUCCUAGCCACGUGGAGGUCCAGACUUGUCUGGCAGCUGAAACAGCUCCCCUUCCCACCUCAGUGCUAGCUUGAUCUCCCCCACGCUGGGACAGAGCUCUCCGCCAAGCUGGGACUGCUACCCCCCAACCCUCCAGAACUCGGGGCUUAGGCCCCAUGCCCCCUGCCAGCCCAGGGAGCCUGGAGCACCCCCUGACUGCUGCAGGGAGGUGGAGCAGGGCAGGAGCAGCCCUGGACUGGUCUGUUCCAGUUGGGCUCAAUUUGCUCCCAACGGGGGGCACAUAUAGAUGUGUACCAGGAAGCACUUUAAUGAGCCUGAAUUUUCUGCACAGAAAAUUCAGGCACAUUAAUUGCAUGUGUAAACACAUCCCCUUAUGGAUCACUCCCAUAUCCAGAAGCAGCUCUCUAUCUAUUGUCCCAAACCAUUUGUGUUCAGGAAGCAUGGCAGCCUCCUCCAUAAAAAGGAGGAGGACAAUGUUUUGCCGGCACAAUAGUGUCUCAUCCAGAUUUAGAAAGUAGUGGUCUAUAUGUAUGGAAGCAGAGGAAUACUGUGUGUCUGAGCCCUGCUCACUGGCACCUAUGUGAUAUCAAGGUUAAGUCCACUGUAAAGAUGGAGUUACAGAAGUUUAAGUGGGGCAUAAAGUCAAAAUCAACUCAUUUGUAUCUUGCUCACACACAUAUAGUCCAUGAGGUGAUCUGCAGGAAUGCUAAAGCCCCUUCAUUAGUAGGGGACAGAUUUCUUAGAAGUAGUCGCUAAGGAUGUGCUCCUUCUAUAUUGACCUUAUCUUAAGCAAUCAGCUAGAACCAUCAAAAAUCAUAUGUGAGCUCACAUGCCAUUGAAGAAGCAACUGCUGAUUAAUAGUGAUGGGUCAUCUACUAUAGGUUUACUCAGGCAACCUCAGGAAAGGCCUUCAACUUCUGUAAAAGGUGACACAGUUGAGGAUAUCGUUCAAGAAUUGCAAGAUAUGGGUCUCAGCUUGAUCCUGCACCUGUUACAUUUUUUCCACUGGUCAUUUUUUUCACUGACUAGAUGAGGAGCUGAAUGAGGUAUAAAACUAUUGCUGUUAUAGUAAAACAAAAUUGGUUUUAAAUACACUCAUACUCCCCUGUGACCAAGCAAAGGCUGUUAGUUUCUUGUGAAGAUGUACACAACACGUACGAGAUUGUGAAAGACUUUUGUGACCAAAACUUGAAUCCAAUGUUGGUUCUUAACUAAGUUCUCUCUUUUUGAAAAAAUGGCUAAAUGCACUACCCUUAUAAUAUAUUUUUCAUCAUUGACCAGGAGCUCUUCACAGUAUUGGGUUGUAAAUAUAAAGAAUUAUUUGUUUUGUAAACUUUUGUAAAAACAAAAAAAUUAAUAUUUUGGUAGGAAUAAUAAAAACAUAUUCUUUGGGUUAUAUUUAUACAUAUGUGAAAUAAAUAUACUAUCAAAAGUUGUAUUUUAUACAAAAAGUAAAUGGUUACCUUUUGUAUUCUAAUAUACAAAGUUUUGUAUGAUAUGAUUGUUUAUUUUUAUCCUCAAACUUAAUCACUGAGUUGCAGGGAAGGGCAGAAUGGGAACUUGGGUAAAAUAUAAGGGCCUGAACCAAAGCCCACAGAAACCACUGAGAGUCUUUCUAUUGAUUUCACAGAGCUUUGAAUCAAGCCUUUAAAAGUACUUCAGAUACAUUCAGAUCUGAAGCUCUCCUGAAACCUCAGUAUGAAAACAUUCCAGGUUUCGACACUUUUCCCUGAAAAAUGUUUUUCUCCUCCUGCUUGUAACACUUGGGGGGUGGAGGGGGGUAUAUGUAACCGUCAUGUCUUGUUGCAUGUGUGUCUGCUUUAUACUUCCUCAUAUUAUAAAACAGUGUUUCUCUAUACAGACUGAAAGGAAAAAUUGCUGUACAUAAAUGUUUGUGUUUUAUGCAUUUUUACAUGUGGCUGUAUAUACCUCCUAGUACUAUGCAGUGACACUUAUUUGACUCCAUUUAUUUUUCACCUAAACAUGAAUAGUAUGUUUUUUUCAGUAGCUAUCAAAAAUGCUGCCAAGUAAAUCAAUUAAAAUGUU
Messenger RNA from Alligator mississippiensis (American alligator), 8852 nucleotides. RefSeq names its product mastermind like transcriptional coactivator 2 (gene MAML2). The record is from RefSeq and is a predicted model, not a curated record. NCBI's taxonomy places the organism in Eukaryota, Metazoa, Chordata, Crocodylia, Alligatoridae. Gene Ontology annotation, biological process: Notch signaling pathway; positive regulation of transcription of Notch receptor target. The transcript has 5 exons. Bases 253 to 3426 code for a protein of 1057 amino acids. Gene Ontology annotation, molecular function: transcription coactivator activity. Gene Ontology annotation, cellular component: nuclear speck; nucleoplasm.